AUGCUAUCGGGUUACGCCCGUCGACUGAUACUCUCCGCGAAGAAUUCACCUAUCACCAUUGGGAACGUAUUCAGGAAUAUGUCUGGGACCAAACUUGGUCCGGAGGACAUCGGAAUAAAAAAGCUUGGAGAUGCCAAAGAUCCUAAACAGGUUUCCGAGUCCGACUGGAAAAAAGUUCUUCCUGCAGACGCUUUCGAAGUAGCUCGUAAAGCAGGCACUGAACCUGCAUUUUCUGGAGCCUUUGAUAACUUUUUUGAGAAAGGGAGAUACGUCUGUCUAUGUUGCGGUGCUGAGUUGUUCAAUUCCGAUUCCAAGUACUGGUCCGGUUGUGGAUGGCCGGCAUUUUCGAAAUCCGUUGGUAAUGACAUGAAUAUCAUUCGACUGGAAGAUAAUACACACGGCAUGAAACGUGUUGAAUGCAAUGCUCAUCUUGGUCAUGUGUUCGACGAUGGUCCAAAGGAGACUGGCGAGCGUUACUGUAUCAAUAGCGUUUCUAUGGCGUUUGAGAAGGCUGAUAAGUAA
Molecule: messenger RNA, 522 nt
Organism: Cooperia oncophora
Lineage: Eukaryota; Metazoa; Nematoda; Chromadorea; Rhabditida; Trichostrongylidae
Source: the annotation of a GenBank genome assembly